Chanos chanos (milkfish) is the source of this 1548-nucleotide messenger RNA. RefSeq lists its product as uncharacterized. The transcript has 6 exons. Bases 1 to 1548 code for a protein of 515 amino acids. Gene Ontology annotation, cellular component: plasma membrane; semaphorin receptor complex. Lineage: Eukaryota; Metazoa; Chordata; Actinopteri; Gonorynchiformes; Chanidae. Gene Ontology annotation, biological process: regulation of cell shape; regulation of GTPase activity; negative regulation of cell adhesion. Gene Ontology annotation, molecular function: protein binding; semaphorin receptor activity. The record is from RefSeq and is a predicted model, not a curated record.
AUGAGGGGAUCACUACUCGGAAUUCUUCUUUUCUUUAAAUACUCCAUAUGUGCGGACGAACUGAACUUUGAGGGGGACAUUAGAGACUUUGCGGUGGGCAAUAAUAAAGUUUAUGUUCUCACCGACGAUCGACUGCAUCAGAUGCGACACAACUUAACCAUUGAGACAGAAAGGUACAUCUCUAAUGCAACGCAUUCCAACAGAGUGAAUAUUUUAGUCUACUUUGGAAGCAACAAGACACUGAUUACCUGUGGAACAUUAAAUUGUGGGUAUUGCGAGGUUCUUGAUGAAAAUGACAUCACCAAAAGUUUACACCGUGAAUCAAUAUCAGUUGGGCCUUGGAGAAAGGCAUCAUCCGUUGCCUUCAUUGUUGACAUCAAAUCCCAGAAAUACCUUUUGGUGGGUAAAGAAAACGAAGAAAGCCCCUGUGGCACCAGUAAUUUUGUGUCAUUGUGGAACACUCAAGAUGAGCAAUACGGUGGCAUUUUCUCCAAGUCUAACACUCGUGAUACUCCGACACCACCUUAUAUUCAUUCCGAAAAGAAAGUCCAGUUAGUAGACGGGUUCCAAUUGAAUUUAAGUUCAUACCUGUUUUUGAACGUAAUGACAGAAAAUGGAUCUGCAAGUCUUAAGGUGCAACUCUUACGGACUGAAAACAAGGGCACAAAGGCAGACACGUUGAAAUCUCUCAGAGGUGCGACUCUGAAAUGUUGCGAAGACAAGCAGCGUCGAAGACUCCUGUCGUCCACAGUCAUCAAGGACACUGAAGAAGUCCUCUGGGCAGGUGUCUUCAGUGCGGAGAACGCGCGGGAUACAGCGAACAAUGCUUUGACAAUUUACGACAUCAGCCAAGAACUCUCAGAGGUUCAUGAUUUUUGCGACCUCAAGGAAAACGCCCCUGCAGAAUGCAAGCCAGUGGGAAGAGCAGGACAGGAUGAAAAAAUCCUGACCCCGAAGACAGUGGUGUUUAGGUACAGGUCCAUUUUAUCAGUGGCUGCGGAGAAAAAUGAGCCGUGGGUUGCACUCUUCAUUGGGACAGAAGAAGGACAAUUGAUUAAGCUUGUGCUGGAUAAGGACCUCAAUCCAACUUGUCCAAUGGUGCUUUACAAAUCUGACAAUGGUUAUAGGUUUUUUCCCAGAAUGCUGUUUGAUCCAGUGGAUCGCAGUCACAUCUACAUAGCUCUGAAAAACCAGAUGAGAAGGGUGUCAGUGGCUCAGUGUGGUGAAUACAACACUAUGGGGGAAUGCAGGUCUGCUCCAGAUCCCCUUUGUGGCUGGUGUGUGUCCAAAAGCAGAUGCUCCAUUUGGCAAGAAUGUCAUGGGUCCAUCUGGGUGAACAUUCCUGCAGAUGUCAUCAAGAAAGAGCUGAAUAUUUCACAGGUUACUCUGCGUCUCAGGGUAAUUGUGAAAGGCCAAGGUCGUCCUGCAUAUUCAUGUUUCUUCAAAACAGAAAGUGGAGAUCUGUGUGAGACAUCCAGUCAAACCAGUGUCUCUGUCGACUGCUCCUGCACCUUCUCAAGCCAUCAGGUCUCUGCUGAGGGUCAGUAA